This is a messenger RNA of Ophidiomyces ophidiicola, 765 nucleotides long. RefSeq lists its product as uncharacterized. The coding region runs from base 1 to 765 and encodes 254 amino acids. NCBI's taxonomy places the organism in Eukaryota, Fungi, Ascomycota, Eurotiomycetes, Onygenales, Onygenaceae. The transcript has 2 exons. The record is from RefSeq and is a predicted model, not a curated record.
AUGUACGUCUACGACACAGACAACAACUUCCUCCAGCGACUCGACACGCUUGAAUUGCAAACGCUGCUCCCGGCAUUCCUGUCCUUAGUGCAAGAGCAACAACAUGAACAAGAACAACAGACCCCCACAAAGAUCGUAGACCUAGGCUGCGGGACCGGCAGGAACACGCUCUCCCUUCUCCGCGCCACAGCCCCAGCGCCGGAGGACCCCGCCAACACGCCGCCAACCCAGAUCCUCGGCCUGGAGCCGUCGACCGGCAUGCUGGCGGUCGCCCGCACCAAGGUCGAGGAGUACUUCACCAACGGCGGCGCCGCAGCCGGCGACACACGCGACCGCGUGUCCUUUCUGGAAUACAACAUCGCGCCGGAGGGCGGAGCGGAGCCGCCGGCGGCGGCGCAGGGGGCGGACGGGGUGGUAUCGACGCUGGUGCUGGAGCACGUGGAGCUGGCGGGAUUCUUCGGGGCGGUGGCGGCGAUGCUGCGGGCGGGCGGGGUGGCGCUGGUGACGAACCUGCACGCGGAGAUGAGCGCGGUCAGCCAGGCCGGGUUCGUGCAGCCGGCCACGGGCGUGAAGAUUCGCCCGACGCGCUGCUAUGCGUACACGGUGGCGCAGACGCUGGCGGCCGCGGCGGCCGCGGGGCUGCAGCCCGUGGCCGAGGUGCGCGAGACGCGGGUGUCCGAGGAGCUGGCGGCGGUGCUGGGCCCGCGCGCGACCAAAUGGAUCGGGGUGUAUGUCUGGUAUGCCUGCUGCUUUCGGAAGAUGUGA